Polyodon spathula (Mississippi paddlefish) is the source of this 1384-nucleotide messenger RNA. RefSeq names its product secretory carrier-associated membrane protein 5-like. Lineage: Eukaryota; Metazoa; Chordata; Actinopteri; Acipenseriformes; Polyodontidae. Bases 480 to 1088 code for a protein of 202 amino acids. The record is from RefSeq and is a predicted model, not a curated record. Gene Ontology annotation, cellular component: recycling endosome membrane; trans-Golgi network membrane. Gene Ontology annotation, biological process: protein transport. The transcript has 8 exons.
CGCCUAGCCUCUCCGCUGCAGAGAUUGGGACAGAGUCAAGAGGAGGAAAGGAAUUAUCCAGCGAACAGUCCUUCUGUUUACUCUAACGACCUUAGUAUAGGUAUAUAAAUAUAUUGCAGGCUGUCGUUCAAAACCAUUUCGUCCACACAUAGACAGCAUGCAGUAAUAAGCGAUACACAUUGACUCCGGGUACCGUGCACUGCUGUUGGAAACACGAGAAGAGAAGGAAGGCAGUGGUCUACACUGAACUGUAUAAAGGCAAUAAAUCCAGUGGCCACAGUCAUGGCAGAUAUAGGCCUACACCACUCAGUUAGAUUGGGCUGUGGCUCCUGAAAUAUUACAGUUCUCAUUCUGCUUUAAAAUGUGAUACAGGAAGCCUAGAAGAGAAAAUCGACAAUUUCCCCCCAUUGCCCGGGUUCAUACCCCUGAAGCCAUGCUUCUACCAAGACUUCAACGAGAUUCCUGAGCAGCACCGCACCAUGGCCAAGCGCCUGUAUCACCUCUGGAUGUUGAACAGCAUCACUCUGGCAAUGAAUCUGAUUGGCUGCCUGGCAUGGAUGUGUGGCGGAGGAGGAGCUGGCAAUUUCGGAAUGGCUAUUCUGUGGCUCAUCCUUUUCACUCCCUGCUCCUAUGUGUGCUGGUUUAGGCCCAUUUACAAAGCUUUCAAGUCAGACAGCUCCUUUAAUUUCAUGGCCUUUUUCUUCGUUUUCAUGGCUCAGACGGUAAUCAGCAUCAUCCAGGCUGUUGGUAUCCCAGGCUGGGGGGUCUGCGGAUGGAUAGCGACGAUCUCGUUUUUCGGCACUAAUGCUGUCUCUGCAGUGUUCAUGUUGAUCCCAACUAUAAUGUUCACAGCUGUUGCUGUCAUCUCCUUUAUAGCUCUCACUAAGGUGCACAACUUCUACCGCGGCUCUGGGGGCAGCAUGAGCAAGGCCCAGGAUGAGUGGGCCACGGGGGCCUGGAAGAACCCUCAUGUGCAGCAGGCAGCACAGAACGCAGCCAUGGGGGCGGCACAGGGGGCUAUGGUACCACCACCUGGGGAGGCACAGUACUCCUCCACCCCCAACUACUCCUAUGAGAACCAGAUGUAGGCUCUGAAGAGGGAGGGAGGGGUGAGAAAGCACAGCACAGGGCAAGCUUGUACAGAGUCCAGACAGAGUCCAGAACCUACCCACAACCAACAAUUAAAUUUCCUCCUACGCUGCCUGCUGGGUGAGGCUGGACGGGAGCAGCAGCUUCUCACCCACGCCUUCUCCUGGUUUAGGCUAGUAUCAGUAUCCCAGGUGGGAACACAACAGGGGGUGACACCAGCACCAGCCUGGCACAUAGUUCUGGUUCAGAAUUAUAAAAUACUAAAAGAUAGUUAAGUGAAAUGACAAACGUUUCA